AUAAUGUAAUAAAUUCAGAUUUUGUGUGGGAGAGAGGAAGAAAGAAAUGAGCGGCAUCAUGAUCCCAGGUUCGAAACCACUACCGGAGCAGCAGAGUCACCACCACCGUCUCUUCGAUUUCGCGAAAACGGCAAUAAUCAAAAUCUUCGCACACCCUUACACCACUGUUUGCGAGCUCUACUGCGGCGAAGCUCCCGACACCGAGAAAUGGGAAGACGCCUUAAUCGGUCACUACAUCGGAAUCGAUACAUGGUAUUCUGGGAUAUCUUGCGUGCGAGAAGCUUGGGAGAGUCAUAGGAAGAGAUACGAUGUGGACUUCUUUCAAGCUGAUCCUUCCAAGGACGAUCUUGUAAUGAAGGUAGAGAAGAUAGUUGGGGAGGUUGAUUUAGUUUCCUGUUGGCGUCAUCUGCAGUUAUGCUUUGAAACUGAGGAGAGUGCGAGAAGACUUUUGACUAAUGUUGCAAGUUUGCUGAAACCGGGUGGUUACUUUUUCGGGAUUACUCCUGAUUCGUCUACAAUAUGGGCAAAGUACCAGAAGAAUGUGGAAGCAUACCACAAUAGGAGCGGAGGGACGAAGCCUAAUGUUUUUCCCAACUACAUUCGGUCGGAAAGUUACAUGAUCACUUUCGAAGUAGAGGAAGAAAAGUUUCCUAAGUUUGGAAAGAGGUAUCAGCUGAAAUUUUCUGGUGACAACCCUCCUGAAGACCAUUGCUUGGUUCACUUCCCAAGCUUAAUCAGGUUAGCGAGGGAAGCUGGCCUUGAAUAUGUGGAGAUUCAAAGUUUAACAGAUUUCUACGAUGAUAACAGAGCUCAAUUCGCAAGUUUGCUGAUGAAUGCUGGACCGAACUUUGUUGACCCUAGGGGGAAGCUUCUUCCACGGGCAUUUGAUUUGUUAGGGCUCUAUGCAACAUUCAUAUUUCAGAAGCCUGACCCAGACCUUGAACCUCCUCUAACGACCCCAAUACCUUACGAGUGUGAUGAGAGAGAAGUUCAGGUGAUCAAUGACACAAGGGCACCUUCGGAAGACUCAUCACAAGGAUUAGGGAAGAUUAGUGAGCAAAAAGGAAUAUUGGGACCAGGCCCUGCUGAUUUACGUUUCUCCGAGGCAAUUUGACACCUCUUUUGUAUGAAAAAAUUGGGUUGCUAGGCCAUCAUAUGCAAGUUGUGUACACAAAAAAAGAUAAAACAUGCAAUCUGGUUUUGUUACAGAAUCAUAUCACUUUGUCCAUGUCAUUUAACAAACAGAGAUCAUUUUUUAUCUUUUUCAAGUGGAUUA
This is a messenger RNA of Raphanus sativus (radish), 1276 nucleotides long. Its product is annotated as mRNA cap guanine-N7 methyltransferase 2. Gene Ontology annotation, molecular function: mRNA 5'-cap (guanine-N7-)-methyltransferase activity. Gene Ontology annotation, cellular component: nucleus. Gene Ontology annotation, biological process: 7-methylguanosine mRNA capping. Lineage: Eukaryota; Viridiplantae; Streptophyta; Magnoliopsida; Brassicales; Brassicaceae. The transcript has 11 exons. The coding region runs from base 47 to 1114 and encodes 355 amino acids. The record is from RefSeq and is a predicted model, not a curated record.